GCUGCCGUUUGCAAUUUUUAUAUAAGCCGAAGAUGGCGUCUUUGUAUGCGCCGUCCAGCAAUGCCGUCUUCGCAGCUACACAAACUAGAAAAACAUUAAAGUUAUGCCCAUUGCUACAAUUAGAACGUAGACGCCCAAUCCAAGGAUCCGCGCCCCAAGGCGGGUCUACGCCGACUGUUCGGCAAUCGCAUUCAUCGCCGUGCCCUCGGCGGACUUCCUCUUGCAUUCGGACAGCAGCUACAGCCUCAGAAUCAGCCGCUGAAGGCGACAAUCCCGAUGUGGCAUCAACCUUCGUGCUUGGGGCGCUAUUCGCUGGGUGGUACGCCGCGAACAUCGCCUUCAAUCUUUACAACAAGCAGGUCUUGAAAGCCUUUCCUUACCCGGUCACUGUGACGGAGGCUCAGUUCCUAGUGGGCAGCGCAUUGUCAGUCCUAAUGUGGAUAAGCGGUAUAAUGAAGCCGCCACGGAUUACUAUGAAAACGCUCCGAAGCGUGUUGCCGCUCGCAGUGGUGCACACGCUGGGCAACCUGCUGACCAACAUGUCGCUAGGGGCGGUGGCGGUGUCCUUCACACACACCAUCAAGGCUGGGGAGCCCUUCUUCUCCGUGUUCCUGUCCGCACUGUUCCUGGGGGACAAGCCCUCCCCCGCGGUGCUGCUCACGCUGCUGCCGGUGGUGGGGGGAGUGGCGGUGGCGUCGAUGACGGAGGCGUCCUUCAACUGGUACGGCUUCCUCUCCGCCAUGGGCUCCAACCUGACCUUCCAGUCUCGCAAUGUGCUCAGCAAGAAGCUCAUGCUGCGCAAGGAUGAGGGCGGGCUGGACAACAUCGGGCUGUUCUGCUGCAUCACGAUGGUUUCGGGGCUGCUGCUGCUGCCGCCCUGCCUGCUGAUGGAGGGGUGGAAGAUGACGCCCGCCACGUUGACACAGCUGGGAGUCGCCGACCCUGCUCAGCUGCUGUGUUGGGCCGUCAUGUCCGGGCUGUGCUUCCACGCCUACCAGCAGAUGUCGUACAUGAUCCUGCAGCGCGUCAGCCCCGUCACGCACUCCAUCGGCAACUGCGUGAAGCGGGUGGUGGUGAUCGCCUCCUCCGUGCUCUUCUUCAAGAACCCAAUCUCCAUGCAGAACGCGCUAGGCACCGCGAUCGCGCUAGCGGGUGUGUUCGCGUACGGGCAAGUGAAGCGAAAGGCGGGGAUGAAAAAAGGCAAGUCAGCAAAGGCGUCAGAGUGAAGGGGG
This is a messenger RNA of Astrephomene gubernaculifera, 1232 nucleotides long. The record is from the annotation of a GenBank genome assembly. Lineage: Eukaryota; Viridiplantae; Chlorophyta; Chlorophyceae; Chlamydomonadales; Astrephomenaceae.